Molecule: messenger RNA, 1806 nt
Organism: Pedinophyceae sp. YPF-701
Lineage: Eukaryota; Viridiplantae; Chlorophyta; Pedinophyceae
Source: the annotation of a GenBank genome assembly
AUGCUCGGGAGACUCGGAGCGCGCGCGGCUGGCCGCUGGGCCACCGCGGCAGCGGCCGCUGCAGCCUGCGCGGCCGGUGCGGGCGGCGUCGCGCUCGCGAAGGACUCGUUCAAGGACUACUUCGACCCCGAGGCGCUCGAGCGCGGCGCGAAGGCCCUCAAGGAGAUCGAGAAGUCCAAGAAUGCCAAGUCGGUCCUGGAGCUCGCAAAGGAGCAGGAGAAGGCGCGCGCCGCGGAGGCCGGUCUGAAGGCGGCGCAGUCGCAGGAGCAGGCUGCGCGCAUCAACCUGGAGUCCGAGAGGGUGCGCGCAGAGGAGCAGAGGAAGACAAACGACCAGAUGGCGCAGCGGCAGGCCGAGAUCAAGCGCUACGAGGACGAGCUCGCGCGCAACCGCGCCGCCGCGCAGCACGAGAAGGAGCGCGAGCGUCAGGUCGAGCUGGUGCGGCUGCAGGAGGAGAGCGAGCGGCGGCGCGAGGCCGAGAAGCUGCGCAUUCAGCAGGAGAUCGAGGCCGAGCGGCGGCGCACGGAGGAGUACCGCGCAGAGCAAAAGCGCAAGGUGCAGGCGCAGCGGGCGCUGGCGGAGGCCGAGGGGCGCAUCAAGGAGCGCCGCGAGAACGAGGACGUGUACCGGCGCGAGAUGGUGCUCAAGUACGGCGAGGAGACGAAGAAGGCGAUCGCGGUGGCGCAGGCGUGGUUGUCGGGGCUGGGGUCGGGCGUGAACGAGCUGAUCGAGCACGCGGACAAGGGGCUGGUGUUCGUGUCGGGGCUGGGGCUCGUCGCGGCGUUCGUGUACGGCGCGCGCGAGGGGACGCGCGUCGCGGGGCGCGCUAUCGAACGGUACCUCACCAUUCCCAGUCUGGUGCGCGAGAGCAGCUACACGCGGCCGUGGGACUUCGUCAAGCGGUCGAAGCAGGCCAACAUGGCCAAGCCCGAGGCGAUCUCGCGCGGCUUCAGCGACGUCGUGCUCCCCGCGCCCCUCAAGGAGCACGUCCAGCGCAUGGCCGCGUCCACCGCCAACACCCGCGUCCACCGCGCCCCGUUCCGCCACAUGCUCUUUUACGGCCCCCCCGGCACCGGCAAGACCCUCGUGGCCAAGAAGCUCGCGCGCACCUCCGGCCUCGACUACGCCAUCAUGUCCGGCGGCGACGUCGCGCCCCUCGGCGGCCACGCCGUCACCGAGCUCCACAAGCUCUUCGACUGGGCCGAGUCCUCCACGCGCGGGCUCAUGGUCUUCAUCGACGAGGCGGACGCGUUCCUCGGGCGGCGCGGCGCGGGGCAGUCCGAGGGCCUCCGCGGCGCGCUGAACGCGCUGCUGUUCCGCACGGGCGACCAGUCGCGCGACUUCGUGGUCGUGCUGUGCACGAACCGGCCGUCGGAUCUCGACGCCGCGGUGCUGGACCGGAUUGACGAGGCGGUGGAGUUCCCGCUGCCGGGCGAGGCGGAGCGGAAGCUGAUGCUCGAGCUCUACAUCGACCAGUACAUCGCGAAGGCUGGGACGGAGGCGGGCGGCGCGGGGAGCGAGUCAGGGGGGGGGCUGUUGAGCAAGAUCGGGAUCGGGCGCGGCGCGCCGGUGGCGAUCAAGGUGGCCGGGGUCGAGGACUCGCACAUCGCGGAGGCGGCGCGGCUGUGCGACGGGUUCAGCGGGCGCGAGAUCGCCAAGAUGGUUGCGUCUGUGCAGGCGGCGUGCUAUGGGAGCCACAACCUGACGCUGACGCCGGAGCUGCUGCUGGAGGUGGUGAAGCGGAAGGUGGCCGAGCACGGGAAGCGCGACCUGAUGAAGGAGGAGGGCGCGGUCGUCUUCGGCUGA